AUGUUAGGAAAGGAUUUCAAAAUCGAGCGAAUGAUACUUGGUCCUUUAGAGAACAAUGUUUAUCUUUUGACAUUAGCAAGUAGGAUCAUUGUCGUCGAUCCUUCUUGUUAUGGAAGUGAAAUUGUAAAACACAUUAAAUCAGCCCAUCCAAAUGACAAAGUUGACAUAUAUCUAACGCAUGGUCACUCAGACCAUAUAGGUGGUGUACCAGAAUUAUGCGAUACAUUUCCAGAUUUAAAGAUUUACGCAUCUUCACUUGAUGAGCCAUUGUAUACAAAUCCGGAUUAUAAUCUUUCCAAAUAUAGUGGAGCUAGAUUUGAUAUCAAAAAGUACAUGGAUAGAAUGAUUUUUGUUGAUAAAUUAGAUAAACCAAAAUUAAACUUCGAUGGCAUUGAGUUUGAAGUCAUCCAAACACCAGGUCAUACACCAGGUGGAACUUGCCUAUACAAUAAAAGCGAAAGUUCUCUAUUUUCAGGAGAUACUCUUUUCCAAGGCUCUGUGGGCAGGUCUGAUUUCCCUCUUAGCGAUGGAAAGGCAUUAAUUAGGGGAAUUGUUGAUAAACUUAUGAAAUUACCUGAUAAUACACUUGUAUUUCCUGGCCAUGGAGAUCCAACAACCAUUGGUGAUGAAAAGAAGUAUAAUCCAUUUUUAGCUAUAAAACAAUAG
Molecule: messenger RNA, 666 nt
Organism: Trichomonas vaginalis G3
Lineage: Eukaryota; Parabasalia; Trichomonadida; Trichomonadidae
Product: hydroxyacylglutathione hydrolase protein
Exons: 1
Coding region: 1-666 (221 amino acids)
Source: RefSeq, a predicted model, not a curated record